Theobroma umbraticum is the source of this 813-nucleotide messenger RNA. RefSeq lists its product as uncharacterized. The record is from RefSeq and is a predicted model, not a curated record. Lineage: Eukaryota; Viridiplantae; Streptophyta; Magnoliopsida; Malvales; Malvaceae.
UGACUGAGAGAUUAACAGCCCAACCGAGUUCCCAAAUCACCCAAAAGCCCUAUAUAAACUUUCCUAAUUGUUAGGGUUAGGGUUUUAGAGAAACCAACGUUUUUUUUCUUUGAAUAAAAAAUUAAGAAAUGGCCACAAAGACGGCGGCUUCAACGGGACAGGUGACGGCGAAGAGAAAGCCGGUUUUCGUGAAAGUGGAGGAGUUGAAGCCGGGUACAGGCGGGCACACUUUGAUUGUCAAAGUGGUGGAGACGACCCCAGUGAAUACUUCCCAGAGGCCCAACAGGGCCCGUUCUCUCCUAUCACGGCCCGCCCCUCCGGCUCGUAUCGCUGAGUGCCUUGUCGGGGACGAGACUGGCACCAUCAUCUUCACUGCUCGCAACGAGCAAGUUGACCUUAUGAAGCAUGGUGCAACUGUGAUUUUGCGUAAUGCCAAGAUUGUUAUGUUCAAGCGAACGACAAUGCGGCUAGCAGUUGACAAGUGGGGACGUAUCGAGGUCACUGAACCUUCUAAGUUUGAGGUUAAAGAAGAUAACAAUCUUUCUUUGGUUGAAUAUGAGCUUGUUACAGUUCCUGAUCAGGGUCUGAAUUAGGGCUUUGAGUGAUUGUAAUAAAUAUAUAUUCAAGCAAGUGAAUAUUUAAGAGUAACCGUAGGGCUUGAUUUUUGAUUUUGUGAUUGAGAUGCACGCUUCAUUUGUAUGGGACACAUUUCUUUGUCAAGUGUUUUUCGUUUUUCUUUGGCACUUUACAAACUGUGAUGAUCAGCUUAAAUUUGGAGAAGUGGAUAGUAACAAAUACUACUAUUAUUAUUUA